GUACUUUUGAAAGUAUUCACUCUUUCUAUCUUCCUCAAUAACAAUUGAUUGCCAUUUUUUCCUUUUUCAGUUUGAUUGCUCGAAGGGUAUCAGUUUUAUGGAGGAGCAAUUUUUCAUAAUGAAACCAGAAGAGGUUGUUACUCGCUCAUUCUACUUGUAUCCAAGAACAGAUCAAGCUGCAAAAUAUGAAUGUGCAGCAAUUCUAAAAGCUUCUGAUUUUAAUGAACUUGAUCGGGCAGAGUGCCAGUUCACCACAACCGCUACAGUUCUUGAUAAUGGAACACAGAUCAUUCCUGCUUAUGAAUCAGAGAAGAACAGCAUAAGAGGGUUUUUUAAAGCUAUUGGGAAAAUGUGGCAUAAAUUCUGGGAUGGUGUGGUUGAUUUCUUCAUUGGUAAAACAUGCAGAUACAAAUGCACAAGUUUCUUUGAUUUUCGCUGCCACAUACAAUACAUAUGCAUGAGCUGGAUCUUGAUGUUUACAUUGCUUCUAGCAAUCUUCCCAACAGUUAUUGUGCUACUCUGGUUGUUACAUCAGAAAGGAUUCUUUGAUCCAUUAUAUGACUGGUGGGAUGACAGAUUCAUGUUAGGCAGCCACAGAAGAAGAACAUAUUCAAAGCAUGGUAAAGAAUUCGGACAAUCUCGCACUCAUGCUAAAUAUGAUCAACAUCUUGCACGCCAUAAUGACGGUAAAUACCAUCUCAACAUGAAGAGAAAACGGCAAAGCAGUCAUUCACACCAUGUUCUUCACAAAAAUCAUUAUCCUGAUGUCUAUCAACAUAAGCUUGAUCAUCAUCACCGUCUCCAUGUUCAUAAAGCUAGACAAAAACAUAGACAUGGAAAAGGCAAUGGCAAUGCACAUGAUUCACUUAAGGCAAUCAAAAUUCAUGGAGACAAACACAAGAGGCACACCCAUGGUCACAACAGGAUACAUGAAUUGCAUGCUGGUUAUAAUUCUGAAGAGGAGUGAUUGUGCACUUCUUUAUACAUUUCUUUUGGUUUUUGUAUUAUUUUCCUUUUUAUAUCAUGUGUUGUUUAUAUGGUUUUACUGAAAUAUUCUGGUUUUAUAUGCACAUAUUACU
Dioscorea cayenensis subsp. rotundata (Guinea yam) is the source of this 1079-nucleotide messenger RNA. Its product is annotated as protein HAPLESS 2-like. The record is from RefSeq and is a predicted model, not a curated record. NCBI's taxonomy places the organism in Eukaryota, Viridiplantae, Streptophyta, Magnoliopsida, Dioscoreales, Dioscoreaceae. The coding region runs from base 98 to 967 and encodes 289 amino acids. The transcript has 6 exons.